Messenger RNA from Aspergillus lentulus, 1278 nucleotides. Its product is annotated as endonuclease III domain-containing protein. Lineage: Eukaryota; Fungi; Ascomycota; Eurotiomycetes; Eurotiales; Aspergillaceae. The record is from RefSeq and is a predicted model, not a curated record. Gene Ontology annotation, molecular function: DNA binding; DNA-(apurinic or apyrimidinic site) endonuclease activity; oxidized pyrimidine nucleobase lesion DNA N-glycosylase activity. Gene Ontology annotation, biological process: base-excision repair; base-excision repair, AP site formation; nucleotide-excision repair. Gene Ontology annotation, cellular component: nucleus.
AUGCGUACUUCGCGCACUUCCAAAGACACGGCAAGUUUUCUGCAGGCACUCUCGCCUCCUACGCGACGCCAAACGCGUAGCUCGUCAAGGACAAAUGUCCUUCAGCGCUUUGCCUUCAAUGCUGGCGCAAAUGGCCAUGCUGAGACUGUGCCUACGAUGAGUGACGGUGAUGAUACUUCGUCGCUCUCAUCGGCUCAUACUGUGGACAUCGAGGAUAUCUUGGAACCCCCUCUGAAAAAGAGAAAGAGUAGCCCUAGCAGCCCGUCCACCAAGAGAACGACACGAGCACCCGCUAGGACCGUCACAAAAUCCGAGACCGUCAAGGUGGAGUCUGCGAAACCAAAAUCACGUCGUGCACCAGCCCGCAAGAUCAAGGGCGAUGAUGGUUCAAUCAAGAUAGAACCGCCAUCGAACUGGGAGACCAUCUAUUCCAUGGUCAAGAAAAUGCGGGAGAACAACCCGACGGCUCCUGUGGAUACCAUGGGCUGCGCGGAACUCUAUUGGCGAUCAUCGUCUCCCAGAGACAAACGAUUUCAGACCCUUAUUGCAUUGAUGUUGUCGUCCCAGACCAAGGACACAGUGACAGCUGUGGCUAUGCAGCGGUUACACACCGAGCUGGGGGACGGAAAGGCCCCAGCAGAAGAUCCCAUAGUCAAGAAAGAAGAGCAAGAAGAUAUUGAGCUCAAGUCGUCACAGCCUUUGAGAGAUAGCACUUUGAAUCUCGAGAACAUCCUGGCAGUCUCUCCUGAGAGACUGAACGAGCUAAUCAGGACCGUCGGCUUCCAUAACAACAAAACCAAAUAUAUCAAGGCAGCGGCUGAAAUACUCCGAGAUCAGUACAAUUCAGAUAUACCAUCGACCGCCGAGGAGCUCAUGAAGUUGCCCGGCGUGGGGCCAAAGAUGGCAUAUCUCUGCAUGAGUGCUGCCUGGGGGAAGGACGAAGGAAUUGGAGUUGAUGUGCACGUUCACCGUAUCACGAAUCUUUGGGGUUGGCACAAAACCAAGACACCUGAGGAGACACGCAUGGCAUUAGAGUCCUGGCUCCCUAGGGAUAAAUGGCACGAAAUUAACAAAUUGCUUGUGGGCUUAGGACAGACAGUUUGCCUACCUGUUGGCCGGAGGUGUGGUGAGUGCGAUCUUGCUGGGACCAAGUUGUGCAAGAGCGAAGUCAGAGGACUUCUGUCAAAGAAGACAACAGGAGUGAAAGUCAAGGAUGAAGUUCUGAAGGAUGAGGACUCGGUGUCUGGAGGGGCAAAGGUCAAGGUAGAGGGGUUGUGA